AUGUCGGCUCAACCACAACACACCCCAGUUCCAAUUAACGAUAUUUCUAAAUUGGCAAUCCCAACAUUACCAAACGUUACCCCACCACCACCAAAGCAAAAUUCAUUUUGGUCAUCCAACCCAGUAUUUUCAUACUUGAAUGAUGUGCAUAACGCCAUAAGUGAACAUCGUGCUAAUUUGGGAUUAACUAACCCAGGAACCAUUGAAAACUUGAACAAAGAAGUUAGUAGAGAUGUUUUCUUGAAUCAAUAUUUCUUCACCGGUUUAAGAGCUGAUUUAAACAAGGCAUUUUCCAUAUCACCUGCUUUCCAAACUUCACAUACUUUGAGUUUGGGAUCACAAGUCUUGCCACCUUAUGCAUUCAGUGCAUUAUUUGCUGCCGAUGAUUACUUCUUACAAGGAAACAUUGAUAAUGAAUAUAAUUUUAGUGGAAGAAUCAAUUAUGGAUGGGAUAAAGCCAAUAUUUCGAAAGUUACAUUACAAUUGGCUCAAUCGCAACCAUCAAUGGUCCAAUUAGAGCAAGACUAUCAAGCUAAUGAUUUCUCCAUCAAUUUGAAAACUUUAAACCCAAGUUUCUUGUAUGAUGGUUUUUCAGGUGUUGCCGUUGCUUCUUUGUUGCAAAGUAUAACUCCCAAAUUUGCUCUUGGUUUAGAAGCAAUGUAUUCUAAACAACCUUUGGCUCCACCAGAUACUGCUGUUUCGUAUGUUGCUCGUUAUAACAAUGCUGGAAAAUGGAUUGCUUCCGCUCAAUUCCAAGGUCAAGGGGCAUUAGUUGCUUCAUUUUGGAGAAAAGUUAGUGAUAAAGUUGAAGCCGGUUUAGAAACUCAAGUUGCUGCCACCGUCAAACAAGUUGCUGAUCCAUUGAUGGGUAUUGGAUUCGAACCAGUUGUUGAAGGUACUACAACCAUCGGUGCUAAAUAUGAAUAUAGAACUGCUGUAUUCAGAGGUCAAUUGGAUUCAAAGGGUAAAGUCAGUGCAUUUUUGGAAAAGAGAAUCUUGCCUACUGUAAGUGUAUUAUUUAGUGGUGAAAUUGAUCAAUUCAAAAACACUUCAAGAUUAGGAUUGGGUUUACAAUUUGAAGCCGCUGGUAAUGAACAAUUGUUGUUGAUGCAACAAGGAUUGGUUGAUGCUAAUGGAAACCCAGUUCCUGGUGCUCCAGCUCCUGCGUUAUAA
This is a messenger RNA of Lodderomyces orthopsilosis Co 90-125, 1173 nucleotides long. It is a transcript of the gene TOM40, whose product is annotated as Tom40p. Gene Ontology annotation, molecular function: transmembrane protein transporter activity. The record is from RefSeq and is a predicted model, not a curated record. Gene Ontology annotation, cellular component: mitochondrial outer membrane; mitochondrial outer membrane translocase complex. Lineage: Eukaryota; Fungi; Ascomycota; Pichiomycetes; Serinales; Debaryomycetaceae. Bases 1 to 1173 code for a protein of 390 amino acids. The transcript has a single exon. Gene Ontology annotation, biological process: protein import into mitochondrial matrix.